Mercurialis annua (annual mercury) is the source of this 1388-nucleotide messenger RNA. RefSeq lists its product as uncharacterized. Gene Ontology annotation, molecular function: protein binding. The record is from RefSeq and is a predicted model, not a curated record. NCBI's taxonomy places the organism in Eukaryota, Viridiplantae, Streptophyta, Magnoliopsida, Malpighiales, Euphorbiaceae. The coding region runs from base 41 to 862 and encodes 273 amino acids. The transcript has 6 exons.
CCCUUUUUCCUUCUUAAUACGGGAAAACUGGUAAUAACUGAUGCACACACCACACGACCCGCCUCAAAGAAAACAGAUAGCGGCUAUGGCGACGAGCAAUUCAGUUAACUACCAGACUUGGUUCCGGUUACCAUCAUCAACCAACAUCAACAAAAAAUUAUCUAAAAUUCAUCAUCCUCCGGUAUCAAAACUGGACGAAAUCAGAGUCUGCACGAACCGGACAUGCAGAAGACAAGGUUCGACACAGACACUUGAAAUUAUCCGAGACAUUUCUCCUCCGCAUGUCUCCGUCAAUUCUUGCGGCUGCUUAGGCUGCUGCGGUGCCGGCCCGAACCUUGCUAUUCUCCCGCAAGGGAUUCUCGUCGGUCACUGCGGCACUCCUGCUUCAGCUGCUCGCAUUAUUGCUGGACAUUAUUAUAAUCAUGACGAUAAUGAUGCGGCGAUACGCAGCGUUUUGGAAGCUGUUUCCCUUAGAAAACGAGCUGAAAUUGAAAUUGAUCAGGCUAAUUUUUCCCAGGCUGAGCUGCUUCUUUCACAGGCUAUAGAGCUUAAACCAUUUGGGGGACUGCAUAUUAUCUAUAAAUGCAGGUCUACUUUAAGAUUGGCAAUGAAAAAUUAUUCAGGGGCUCUUGAAGAUGCUCGGGAAGCUUUGAAUCUAGCUCCUCAAUAUCCUGAGGCAUAUCUGUGUGAAGGUGAUGUUUUCAUGGCAAUGGAAAAGUAUGAAGCAGCUGAGAAGUCAUAUUUGAUGUGUUUAGACGUAGAUCCUACUAUUCGUCGUUCCAAACCAUUCAAGGCUCGGGUUGCAAAACUUAACGAGAAACUGAUUGCAUCAGAUAUGCCUCACAGUCACAACCAGCAAUAACAAUGAAUUUGCCAAUGCUUAUGUAUCUAAUAACGCAAACAAUAGUUAUCAGCAUCAUAUUUCCAGGCUUACCUAGAACAUCACCAACAUGAAACUCUUUUCCUUGGAGCCAGUUGGAGAAAUUGGUGAAGGGCGACCAGCCAUCGAGAUCUCCAACCGUGAAGGUUAUUCCUCUUGCAUGAAACACAUUGAAUGAUGUAGCAACAAGGUGAAGUAUAACCAAACUGGAAAAUGCCAUUCUGUUUCCUGAAAUUCUAAUACAGAAAGAGGUACAUCUUUUUGCAGCGCGUUAUUGUCAUUAAGAAAGGUACGUAUUGGUUGAUCACAAUAUUAGUGCUAUUUUGAUUAGGUUGACAUGUAAGUUGCAUUACCACUGCUAUGCCAUAAUCACUUAUAAAUUGCUACAUCUAUCAACAGCUCUUCACAUGUAAAUCUCGAGCUGCUUUAGUCUGUUUUUUCAUUUCAACUAUGUGUUUUGUUUAAAUAAUAACAAUUAAAUAAGCUCAUGAGAACUGUUUUACAAUCA